GCUGGAUAACAAGUUACAGACAUCAAAUCGAUACGUAACUGAGUGGCUAAGUGAGCUCCAAGAUGCUGUGGACGAUGCAGAAAACUUAUUGGAAGAGAUCAACUAUCAAGUUCUCAAGCUCAAGGGUCGAAGAUAUCCUUCAUACCCUGAAAGCCUUGGAAGCACAAAUUGGUAACCUUCGCCAGCUGGGAAACUCUGGUUCGAGUAAACAUGAAACUCCUAAGCGACACCCUACGACAUCUAUAGUUGAUGAAUCUGAUGUGUAUGGGAGGAAAAAUGAAAUUGAGCAAUUGGUUAAUCGCCUACUUUCUGUUGAUAUAGAUGGUGAAAAACCAAGUGUAAUUACUAUUGUUGGCUUGGGUGGGCUUGGCAAGACUACUCUUGCUAAAGUUGUUUACAAUGAUCCAAGGGUGCAAAACCAUUUUGAUUUGACAGCUUGGGUAUGUGUUUCUGAACAAUAUGAUGCUCUCAAAGUUACAAAAACACUACUGGAAGAGAUUGGUUCAUCAGGCUCAAUUGCUGAUGACAAUCUUAAUCAAAUGCAAAUCAAGCUGAGGAAACAAAUAAAAGGGAAAAAGUUUCUUUUUGUUUUAGAUGAUAUUUGGCACGACAACUAUAUUGACUGGGUUGACUUGAAGAGUACUUUUGUGCAAGGAGAAAUAGGAAGCAAGGUCAUUGUGACGACGCGUAAGGAUAGUGUUGCCUUGAUGAUGGACACUGAGCCGAUGUAUUUGAAGACUCUGUCAAGUGAGGAAUCUUGGAGUUUGUUCGAGAGGCACGCAUUUAAGAAUAAAGAACUCCGUGAACAUCCAGAACUUCAAGAAGUGGGUAAAAGAAUUACAGACAAGUGCAAAGGGUUGCCUUUAGCUCUAAAGGCAGUAGCCGGUCUCUUACGUCUAAAAUCAGGGAUUGAAGAGUGGAGAAUUGUUUUGCGAAGUGGAAUAUGGGAGCAAUCACUAAUUUCUUCCGCAGGCAUAUUACCCGCAUUACAACUGAGCUACAAUGAUCUUACCCAGAAUUUGAAGCGUUGUUUCGCCUACUGUGCAAUAUUUCCUAAAGAUUUUGCGUUUGAUAGAGAAUAUGUUGUUCAAUUGUGGAUUGCUAAUGGUCUUGUGCAACAACUUCAAACAGAUAAAACAAUUGAAGAUACAGGCAACAGGUAUUUUCUUGAACUGUUAUCAAGGUCGUUAAUCGAACAGGAGUCCAAGAAAUUCAUGAUGCAUGACCUUGUUAAUGAUUUGGCACAAUUUGUGUCCUCGAAUCUCUGUCUUUGGUUGGAAGAUCUCCAAGGAUCUCAUUUGUUGGAAAGGGCUCGACAUCUAUCUUACUCUAUGAAAUACCAUGAAAAGUUUGAGAAAUUUAAACUCCUCUACAAUCUAGAGCAAUUGAGGACGUUGCUACCAGUAAAUCAAUUUAUGUUUAAUUGGUGUCAUCUGGACAAGGAAGUGCUACACAAUAUAUUUCCAAAGCUGGUAUCCUUGAGAGUGUUAUCAUUGUCUAACUAUUAUAUCACCGAGCUACCUGAUAUCUUGUUCAUCAAACUGAAUCAGUUAAGAUUUCUGGACCUUUCUUAUACUCAUCUAAUAGAGUUGCCCGCUUCAACUUGUGUGCUAUAUAACUUACAAACAUUGUUGUUGUCACAUUGUCAAUAUCUUGUUGCAUUACCAUCAAAGAUGGAAAAUUUGAUCAGCUUGUGUUAUCUUGAUAUCCGAGCCUCUCCUCUCUUAAAAAUGCGGCUAGAAGAAAGCAAGUUGAAAUUUAUCAAUGUUUUAUUAGGAGCUAAGUGUGUUAUAGGUGGAUGUGAUGGUAUGGGGAUUGAAGAGUUGGGUGACUUCCACAACCUCCAUGGGUCAUUAUCAAUCUUAGAGCUGCAAAAUGUUGGCAAUGGGAAGGAGGCUGCCAAGGCAAAAUUGAGCAACAAAGAGCACCUUGAAGAACUAUCGUUUGAGUGGAGUCAGAUGGAACCUGAUGAUUCACAAGUUGAGCGAGACAUACUCGAUAAUUUGAGCCCAAGUACGAAGAUAAAGGAGCUCAAAAUAGGUGGAUAUCGAGGAACAAAAUUUCCAAAUUGGUUAGGAGAUCAAUCAUUUUGUACGCUGGUGAACUUGUCUCUCGAGAACUGCAAUAACUGUGAUUCGUUGCCAGCAUUAGGACAACUUCCUUCUCUGAAAUUCCUUAUCAUUCAAGGGAUGCAUGGAAUAUCAAAAGUGACUGAAGAAUUCUAUGGAAGUGAGUCUUCAAAAGAGCCAUUUCAAUCUCUAGUGGAACUUAAAUUUAAUUGUAUGCCGGAGUGGAAGGAAUGGCAUGUGUUAGGGAAAGGAGAGUUCCCUAAACUUGAGUAUCUUUUCAUUAAUGAUUGUCCAAAGUUGAUUGGAAAGUUACCAGAAAAGCUUUGUUCUUUAAAAAUGUUGAAUAUUUGGAAAUGUCAGGAACUCAUCUUGGAGGAUCACUGCCAACUUAAUCAGUGCGAUAAUCUCCAUGACUUCGCAGUUACUCAUCUCAAGGUUAGUAACCGCCUGAAGCCUAGAAGGCUUUUAAUUCCAACUGGGCUUAAGGAUUUCAGAGUGUGAAAGUCUUGAACAGUGAUCAAUACUCAACACAAAAGCAAGAGUCUGAUGCCAUUUCCGCUAGGAGGUUUGGUUGCUCCCAAUUUAAAGGUGCUUCCAGAACUUAGGUAGACAUGUGAUUGUCCAUCUCUUGAGAAAUUGGUGACAUGUGAUUGUCCAGAAAUUGAUUCUUUCCAGAAGGGGGUUUGCCCUUCAGUUACAAAGCUUUGUGUUGUCAAUUGCAAUAAACCCUGAAUGGACAAAAGAAGUGGCGUUUACAGGAACUCCUCAGUCUGAGAGAAUUAGUUAUUGAGGAAAAUGAUAGCGACAAAGUUGGGGAACUGCAUAGAAAAAUUUUGAAGACUUGAGUCAAGCAACCUGAGAACACUAAACAGCAAAACUCUGGAAAGCCUCAUCUCUCUGGAAACUCUACAUAUUGAACAAUUCCAUAAGAUACAGUCAUGACUGAGAAAAGAUUGGUUAUCGAGGAUGUUAACAUUGACCAAUUAGAGGAUUGAUGAUGAAGAAACAGUGACUCAGCUACGAAUUUGGAGUUGAAGAGUAUGUACAUCUUGAGCCUGGUGAUGACCAUGCUGCUUUGGAAACAAUACUGUGUAAAACUGGGAUUCAACAGUAAAACUGGGAUUCUUCGGUCACAAGUUAGUCAGCUUAUGCAACAAUGUAACAGAUGAGAAUCCUGGAAAUUUAUUCUCAAGCACUGAUGAAUCAAAAUUGCUUCUAACAAGUAAUGCCUUAGCAAAUUCUGCUCUAAGUUCUUUUGCUCGGCUGACGACGCUCUUGUAUUUUGAAUUUAUAAUAUGUGAUGUAGACUUUGUCCGCCCUGCAGUUUGGAGUAUUGAGAUUUGAAAGAUGUCAGGAGAAUUCAUCACCGGAUUUUUGGGGUUGUGUGGCAUAAAUUUCAGUUAUCUCCGAGGUGUAAAAAGCAGUGAAACAAAGGGGGGGAAAUCACAUAUGAAGAGUGGGAAAAGGAACUAACAGUGGCCAAGAGUUCUCGCAUCCGUGAC
This is a messenger RNA of Lycium ferocissimum, 3571 nucleotides long. RefSeq names its product putative disease resistance RPP13-like protein 1. Lineage: Eukaryota; Viridiplantae; Streptophyta; Magnoliopsida; Solanales; Solanaceae. Gene Ontology annotation, molecular function: protein binding; ADP binding. The transcript is spliced from 5 exons. The record is from RefSeq and is a predicted model, not a curated record. Bases 63 to 2570 code for a protein of 835 amino acids. Gene Ontology annotation, biological process: defense response to other organism.